AAUGAUUGGUUCAGAGGGACUUUGUGCCUUGAAGUUCCAGAUGACGUAUCAUUGAGGUCAUUGGGUAAUCACGUGUGGGGAAGUUCACUUAAUGGCGUUUCAACCAAUGUGACGUUCCCCACAUCUUGGAAAAAAUAUUAAUGCGGUGUCCAACUGGUCUGUCCUUGGUGGCACAACAUCUCCUUUGCUGGUGCACAGCUCCCAGCGGGAGCUCAAAGUUCCAACUCGUUCGGCAAUUCCCGGCUACUUCCGGCAACGUCCGGUGAGGCAUUCGGGUAUUUCCGGUAAGCUUCGGUAAGAAUGAUCAUAAUGGCGCUUGUUGUGCGGAGUUGUCGGACCUUUGGAUAGUUUGUACCGGGAUUGUUGGCAGCUGAAGGACCGAGAUGGCAGGCAGUAAGGACAAGAAUAAGAAGAAGGAGCCUUCACAGUUGGAAAAGAUUCGUUCGUGGUGGGAAGUGCCUGCAAUCGCCCAUUUCUGCUCCCUUUUCCGAGCGGCCUUCAACCUUUCGGACUUCGAGAUCGAAGAGUUAGAAGAGGCACUGCUGGCCGAUGAAGGCAGCUGCGAUGGGGACACGACGCACGUUUUCCUGGCGGACCUGAUCGCAAGGUUACUGCGGGGUUGUUACGGAAGGAGAGAUAUCGGGUAAGUAAUUAUGGCAUUA
Messenger RNA from Branchiostoma belcheri (Belcher's lancelet), 662 nucleotides. Its product is annotated as cat eye syndrome critical region protein 2-like. Gene Ontology annotation, biological process: chromatin remodeling. Gene Ontology annotation, cellular component: CERF complex. The coding region runs from base 384 to 647 and encodes 87 amino acids. The transcript has 2 exons. The record is from RefSeq and is a predicted model, not a curated record. NCBI's taxonomy places the organism in Eukaryota, Metazoa, Chordata, Leptocardii, Amphioxiformes, Branchiostomatidae.